AUGUUGUUGGCACCCUCUUUGUCCCUAUCUCCCGAAGAUUCCCCGUUCACCACUUCACUGCCUCCUCUACACCCACCUCCAGUGGCGCAGCCACCUCUAGCACCACCAGUCGUGUCCCCGCCAUCUCCGCCAACAAAUACUGCAUCUCCGUUUGGUUCUCCACGACCGCCCUUGGCCCCAAUAUCAACCACGGUAACUCCACCUCCGUUUCUCCCCGUGGCAUCUCCCCCACCUAUGGCCUUUGCUAUAAGUCCUGUUACUCCUCCAACGCCUCCAACACUACCGGUUUUUACUUCACCACCACCACCACUUGCCGCUGCUACCAUUAGUCCAGUAGCUUCUCCACCUCCUCCCCAGCCACCAUCAUUGGUUAUUCCUUCCCCAUCGCUCCCCACAACUCCUGCUCCUCCGCAUCCCCCAGCACCAGCAUUGGUUAUUCCUUCCCCACCGCUCCCCACAACUCCUUCACCUCCUCAAACAUCUACAUCUUUGCCAUCAACUUCGCCAUUGCCAUCUCCCACUCCACCAUCUUCACCAUCAGUUAUUCUUCCAUCUCCAGCAAAAACAGCUCCCUCUCUCCCUCCACCAAGGCCACCUAUUGAUCCACCAUCAUUUACUUUGGUGUCUCCACCACCUCCUACAGUUUCUCAUUCUAUUCCUAACACUCCGGUGUCGUCUCAGGGAUUUCCAUUGCCUACACCACCACCAUCAUUCCCCCUAGCAGUUGAAAAAGGAGGUUUGCCAACCACAAGGCAAGGGUCACAUUCUCCAAUUGGGCUUAUAGUUGCAUGUAUUGGUGUUGGAAUUCUACUGUUUGUUGUGUUUGCACUCAUGUUCAUUUGUUGUAAACUUAGAAGGAGAAAACAGAAGUCUUCCGCGGAUAAUAGAAAACAACAAUGUUGGGUAACUGAAGAUGACUUUUUUACUGCUCCAAACCAACCUGAACCAGAAAAAGUUGCCCGACCAGGAGCCCAUGUUAUCAAAGUGCUACCAAAAGCCCUGCCUCCACCACAGCUCAACAAUUCUAAAGGCUCUGGCUCUAAUAAUUCAAUAACUGUUACUGCCCAUAUCACCUUGAAUUCCUCAAGUGGCAUUUUUACCUAUGAUGAAUUAGUCGUGGCCACCAAUGGCUUUUCUGAAUCCAACCUCCUUGGACAAGGCGGUUUUGGUUACGUCCACAAAGAAGUCCUGCCGAGUGGGCAAGAAGUUGCAGUUAAGAAAUUAAAGGCUGGAAGCCAACAGGGGGAGCGUGAAUUCCAGGCUGAGGUUGAGACUAUAGUACAUCACAAACAUCUUGUUUCCUUGGUUGGAUACUGCAUUGCUGGGGCUGAGAGGUUGCUUGUUUAUGAGUUUGUUCCAAACAAAACCUUGGAAUUCCACUUGCAUGGUUAGUCUUAUUUCCUUCUCUUGUAUGAUAAACAAUUCCGGUGGAUCUAUCUGUUGAAAGGUUGAUUUCCCAAUAAGCUAAAGCUUUCUUGGUGGAUAAUGGUUCAUACAGGUAGUCCAACAAUCAUUCAUCGUGAUAUCAAAGCAGCUAAUAUUCUUCUUGAUCCUCAAUUUGAGGCGAAGGUUUCUGACUUUGGACUGGCCAAAAUUUUCUUUGAUGCAAGUUCCUCCAUUACUCACAUCUUCACCAGAGUGGUGGGAACUUUUGGAUACCUUGCUCCAGAGUACGCAUUGACUGGUAAAUUAACAGAAAAAUCAGACGUAUAUUCCUAUGGCGUCAUGCUUUUAGAGCUUAUAACUGGACGUCCACUAAUCAUCAAGAAUGAAUCCUCCAUAAAUCAGAGCCUGGUUGACUGGACGAGGCCUUGGCUAGCUCGUGCACUGGAAGAUAACGAUUUUGAUGCUCUUGGUGAUCCAAGGUUACACGGCGUUUACAACAAGAGCGAGAUGGCAAGCAUGGUCACAUGUGCUGCUGCUUGUGUCACGGGUCGAGACUUAAGCUCCGAACCCGCGUGGCUUCAGGACCCGGGCAUUCACCCUUUCGGCGUCCCGAAUCAGCCUGACCGCCACGGUUCACACCCUUGUGAGGUAUUGUCCGCUCUGGCCCCCUGACCUCAGGAUUUUGUCCUACAAAAGGCGCCUCAUAAG
This is a messenger RNA of Durio zibethinus, 2094 nucleotides long. The record is from RefSeq and is a predicted model, not a curated record. NCBI's taxonomy places the organism in Eukaryota, Viridiplantae, Streptophyta, Magnoliopsida, Malvales, Malvaceae.